AGGUGGAUUCAGAGCAAGGAAGGUGCAGGAAUCAGUCGUCCCAAACAACAGUUGAGAGGUGAGGUGCAUUCUCGCAUAAACUGUGUGGUUAGACUUACGAUAUUCAGUUUAUUUAGUAACCAUCUUAACUAGUGUCAAAUUCCAGUGCCGUAAGACUUAAUGCAUAGCUAAAUCUGACUAGUUUAUGUGAGAAAGACUUGGUGAUGAAAGAAGUGAUGGCUGCUGCACAUAAAGUCGUAAACAUAGAGCAUUGGAGGUAAUGCAGCAAAGGAUGCGAUUAAUUACCACGAAAAUAAAGGAAUUAAGGAUGUGACAAACCGAACUAAGGAGUAUUAGAUGUGAUAAAGGAGUAAGAAAUAAUGAUUGUCAACAAAAGAGUAAAGGCAUCAAUCACUAUAAAUAAACUAGUCUUAAAAGUUCACCUUCCGUGAGUUUUAUUCAUAGCCAUGAGCGCAACUUUACCACAAUGGGUCGGAAAAUAUCUUGUAGUGUGAUGACAUAGGAGAGAGUGAGUGGUGAUGAAUCAACAUGAGGCGGCAGAGAAACAACGCCUUGACGACCACCGCGAGGAGAGGAUCACGCCACACGUCGCCCCGCCCUCUAAAGGUCAGUCGAGCGGGAUACUAAUGGCCCCAAGCGUCCCCCGGGAGCUGGCAGACUCUUCCCCGCACCACUGGCUGCUGGGGAUUGUCCAGGGUCUGGCUUGAAGGCAUCCCAUCGAAAAUGCCUCCCAGGGGGAUCACCAUUAUGCUGUGAAGAUAAGCCUGAAAACUGUGGCUCGUCCUCGAGAGUUUAGGUAACAAAUGGGCGGCUGGAGACGGACACGAAGACAAGAAACGACAGGCAGGCGGAGUUUAGGAAGGACGUGAACCUGAGGCGGAGGUGAAGACAUAUUUGUUGCACUUAGAGGAGCAACGUGACGGUGUAGUGGUAAUAGUGAGUGAAGAGCAGCUUCCUCGUAAUAGGCGACGAGAACGAACAGGCAACGAACAACGCAGCCUUUGCCUCACUCGCGUCGUCCCCGUCAUGGCUUUGUGGAACAUGAGCACGGCGUCUAUUCCAGUCAUGAUUCCCGGAGUGUCUGAGAGACCCUGGGGAGAUGCGGUGCCUGGAGGCUGUGCGGAGGUUGUCAUGGAUGAAGUUAACGCUACUUGCUUCUCAGAGGACGAGGUGGCAGUCCAGUCUGAGGGCAGCAGUAACACCCAGGGACAGACCUACGCCAUCAUUGUGCCGGUAAUGAUCGGGCUGUGCGUAGCAUCGGGCCUGGUGAGCAGCGCUGUGAUGUGUGCCUGUCCGUGGGUCAAGCGGCCCAUGUCGCCCAUCGUGCGUCUCUCGCUGUCCCUAACUGCCGCGAACACAGUCUUCUCAGUCUCAUUAUCGAUCGCUGUCCUGGUCAAUUCCUACCUGCCUGCCGUGUAUGGCGUGACGGUGGGGGAAGUGUACCAUGCUGUCCUUGGAGGCGGUACGCCAUGGGCAGCAUCAUGGUACAGAUCCUCCACUUGCUGGCCGUGGCGCUCACUCACUACAUAGGCACCGUCAGGCCGCUGCACUACGCCUCUACCAUGACACCACUCGCCCUCAAACUCAUCCUCGCCUGGCUGUGGUUCGUCCCGAUGACGGGAAUGUUCGUCGCCUUCGCCAGCAUACCAGGCCAAGGCUUCCAGUCCCCUUCUUGCAGUGAGAAUUACUUUUACAUUUCGGGUAUAACGUUCCGCAUCAUAUGGGCGUUGCUGUUCUUCGGGCCCACGGUGCUGAUCAGCAUGGUGUACUGCCGCAUCUUCCACCUGCUGAACCACCGCGCUCUCUCAUUGGUGAGCGCCGAGCAGAGGAAUCAGCUCAGGAGGAACAUCAAGACUGUGCGCACCACAGCGCUCAUCGUCAGCUCAUUUGUGGUGGGGUGGGGUCCGGCUAUGGUUAAGUUCCUGUUAGUUUGUGACGAGUGUCCCAUCAAGCCGGGGAGUAUCAGUCUUACCACCAACAUAGCUCUCGGCGUCAUCGUCAACAUCAUUUUCUGCCUCAAGGUGUUCACGGACACUUUCAUCUAUGCGGUGCAGCUGCGUGACGUGCGCAGGGCUCUGCAGGCCAUGUGGCGACAGCUUAGGGAAAAGGUGACGGGGCAGCCCGCGGAGGGUCCUUCCAGGACUGUUUCAAGGAUCUCCCGUACAGCCUCCACCCGGAUCUCUCUGGGUUCCCCGGCACUGCGUAGGCUGCGUGCCUCUCUCUCCCGCUCCUCCCGGAGCUCCGCUUCCUUCAAGUCGAAUACCCCCUCCCACCCAUCCCUUCAGCUGGGCAGGACGGGCAGCCUACCUCCCUCCUCUGCGACCCACUGCAAUUCAUCUUCCUGGCCCGUCACCCUUGAGGUCUCCGUGUACACAAAUAACCACCACAAGAACGAUGUGCGUCUAACUACACUAGUGGAGGAGACACAGCUAGACCCAAUACAGGAGGACGAUCAGGAUCGCCUGUGAGUGGGAAGUGGUGCAGGGACAACACUCGCUCGCCCUGCACCAGUGCCUCUCUAGUCACCUCAACUCGUUCGCUGGACGGCGUUGGGUAGAAAAGUUAUCAAGUUUUUCUCAGACGAUGAUCUCAUUCAUUACUCUCAUUUGGUGCACUAUAUCAAAAUAGUUUAAACUUUAUCUAAGUGCAAAGCGAUAAUGGCGCUCAGUGACACCUUUUAAGAGUCCAUAAUAGAUAUUCAGUAUUACAGUGUUUUAUAAAACUUUAAAAAGAGUGCUGAAGCUCGCAAAUUUGUCGCGAGUAAAAAAUACCCACAUACUGUGUUCUUAUGAAAAGGACUGCACGAGACUGUCUGCAUAAAUGAUGCAAUUAAUAAUGCGAUUCAUAAGGUGGAAAAAUGGAAUGCUGAAAGCGGGAAAAAUGGAGCCUAGGGAGGGGGGGAAGGAGUAAAACGAUGUAAGGAAAAAAAGAAUUAAAAAAAAAAAUUUAAGAGGGUUAUCUUAGAAUGGAGGUGUGAGUCUUGGAGCCUGGGGGAGGAGUGUCUGGGAAGGAAGUGGGCGGGAGGGUGACAAGGGCGAGACAGAGAUGGAUCAGUCUUGUCCAAGAAAUGACGAAGCCGCCGCUGUCCCUCAUGAAGGUGCUGAGUUUUGGAAAGAAAUGUGAAAAGUCUAAGGCUCCUUCUCACAUUCCUUUUGGAGAAUUAUUGUUGCUUGACAAAAUGGACGUGAUAUUCGGAAACGAUGGAAAACUGGACGAUGUGUGAGUCUUCAUGUUAUUUGUUCUCAUCGUGUAUUAGUACAGGACCAGUGAAGCAGUACAAGGACCACAUGUGAUAAGAGUCUGGAACAAUUUGUACGUGAAGCAACAGUGGUGUGACUUGUAUCCUGCUCCGUGUUCUGCUUCUCGUUCACUCUCGACAGGUAUCUCGUCUUAGGCUAGCAACCCAUCUUCCUUCCUUCCACCCACGCCAAGUCAUCUGCCAUUUUCCCUCAUCUGUCGGAUUAUUGUGUCCAGCUUAAGGUCGGCCAUAAUCCAGAUGAUGGCUUAAGUGGCAAUGGUGUCCUUCCUUGGCGCUGUACCCCAAGCCUGUGUGAUAGUCGACAUGUUACUUGUGACCAAUCAAAGAACCUGCCUCACCGUAACUGCGUAUUUUGUUUUAUUAACUUCCAUUGUCCUGGUAAGGAAAUCCAAAGAAGAAUAUAAUUCAAAGAAAAUCUGUUAAGAAUAUUCCAUGCUCACAUCUUUCCGAACACAACACCCUGGCACUGAACCUCUUGAAAUGGCCCCCGGGGUGCUCUGAACACCGAGCGGUGGGCGUGGAGUAGUAGCUUGUCGGGAAAGGAUAAGGGACAGUAGUAAAGAGUGUUUUGGGCUGUUUGGUCCAACAAAGCUGCGGGACGUUAACAUGUUGUGGUAAGAAAAAAAAAAAACCUAC
This is a messenger RNA of Scylla paramamosain (green mud crab), 3895 nucleotides long. RefSeq names its product trace amine-associated receptor 8a-like. Gene Ontology annotation, cellular component: plasma membrane. The record is from RefSeq and is a predicted model, not a curated record. Bases 1470 to 2468 code for a protein of 332 amino acids. The transcript has 11 exons. NCBI's taxonomy places the organism in Eukaryota, Metazoa, Arthropoda, Malacostraca, Decapoda, Portunidae. Gene Ontology annotation, biological process: G protein-coupled receptor signaling pathway. Gene Ontology annotation, molecular function: G protein-coupled receptor activity.